AUGGCGGCAUCUGUCGGACAAGGAGUUCAGCCGGCAGUGGUCUUUGGCGGAUCCCCAGUUUCCUUUGGGGAUGUAGCCAUGUUCUUCACAAAGGAGGAAUGGGCUCUGCUGGAUCCAGGCCAAAGAAAACUCUGCUGGGAAGUGAUGGAGGAAAAUUAUGAGACGGUGGCAUCUAUAGUUGCGGAAGUGAGGGAGAUGGUGCAGGAGAAGCCAUAUAAAUGUUGGGAGUGUGGAAAGAGCUACUCAUGGAUUAGUGACUUAACUGCACAUGAAAGGCUUCACACAGGGGAGAAGCCACAUAAAUGCUUGCAGUGUGGAAAGAGCUUCUCUUACAAGAGCACCCUAACUACACAUCAAAGGGUUCACACAGGGGAGAAGCCAUAUAAAUGCUUGGAGUGUGGAAAGAGUUUCUCUCGCUGUGACCGCCUAACUAGUAGCAGCCUAACUAAACAUCAAAGGAUUCACACAGGGGAGAAGCCAUUUAAAUGCUUGAAGUGUGGAAAGAACUUCUCUCAGAGUAGCACCCUAACUGCACAUCAAAGGGUUCACACAGGGGAGAAGCCAUCUAAAUGCUUGGAGUGUGGAAAGAGCUUCUCUUGCAGUAGCCACCUAACUGAACAUCAAAGAGUUCACACAGGGGAGAAGCCAUAUAAAUGCUUGAACUGUGGCAAGAACUUCUCCCAGAGUCGCAGCCUAACUAAACAUCAAAGGGUUCACACAGGGGAGAAGCCAUAUAAAUGCUUGGAAUGUGGAAAGAGUUUCUCUCGCUGUGACCGCCUAACUGUACAUAAAAGGGCUCACACAGGGGAGAAGCCAUAUAAAUGCUUGCAGUGUGGAAAGAGCUUUUCUUUGAAUAAAUAUUUAACUAAACAUCAAAGGGUUCACACAGGGGAGAAGCCAUAUAAAUGCUUGGAAUGUGGAAAGAACUUCUCUUACAAUAGCAGCCUAACUAAACAUGAAAGGGUUCACACAGGGGAGAAGCCAUUUAAAUGUUUAGAGUGUGGAAAGAGCUUCUCUUACAAUAGCACCCUAACUGCACAUCAAAGGGUUCACACAGGGGAGAAGCCAUCUAAAUGCUUGGAGUGUGGAAAGAGCUUCUCUUGCAGUAGCCACCUAACUGAACAUCGAAGAGUUCACACAGGGGAGAAGCCAUAUACAUGCUUGAACUGUGGCAAGAGCUUCUCCCAGAGUCGCAGCCUAACUAAACAUCAAACUGUUCACACACGGGAGAAGCCAUAUAAAUGCUUGGAGUGUGGAAAGAGCUUCUCACGGAAUGACACUCUAACUGCACAUCAAAGGGUUCACACAGGGGAGAAGCCAUAUAAAUGCUUGGAGUGUGGAAAGAGCUUCUCUUGGAAUGGUGACCUAACUGCACAUCAAAGGGUUCACACAGGGGAGAAGCCGUAUAAAUGCUUGGAGUGUGGAAGGAGCUUCUCUUGCAGAGGCAACCUAAUUAGACAUCAAAGGGUUCACACAGGAGAGAAACCAUAUAAAUUCUUUUAG
Euleptes europaea (tarantolino) is the source of this 1503-nucleotide messenger RNA. RefSeq names its product zinc finger protein 501-like. The record is from RefSeq and is a predicted model, not a curated record. The transcript is spliced from 4 exons. The coding region runs from base 1 to 1503 and encodes 500 amino acids. Gene Ontology annotation, molecular function: RNA polymerase II cis-regulatory region sequence-specific DNA binding; DNA-binding transcription factor activity. Gene Ontology annotation, biological process: regulation of transcription by RNA polymerase II. NCBI's taxonomy places the organism in Eukaryota, Metazoa, Chordata, Lepidosauria, Squamata, Sphaerodactylidae.